Messenger RNA from Ricinus communis (castor bean), 1016 nucleotides. RefSeq lists its product as uncharacterized. Bases 47 to 811 code for a protein of 254 amino acids. The record is from RefSeq and is a predicted model, not a curated record. NCBI's taxonomy places the organism in Eukaryota, Viridiplantae, Streptophyta, Magnoliopsida, Malpighiales, Euphorbiaceae. The transcript is spliced from 8 exons.
AGCUGGUACUGCAGAAGAGUGUUUCUUUUUGUUGAGGUGGAAAACGAUGCAGUUGUAUUCGUCUCUAUCAAGUCCACAAUCUUUGUCUGUUUUAUACAAAUCCAAGUCCUUCAACGGAGACAACAAAUCAGCGGCGGCUGUCUCAAUAAGCCCUCGUUUUAGAGCUUCCGCUGCUGAUGUGCCUGAUUUCCUCUCUGCUAAUUGGCUUGAAUCUCGUAGGAAGAGACCUUUCGGCCCCAGGCUGAACUUUAGUGCAGAAGAAGCAGUGCAGCACCAGCUUGAUGCAUUAAAGUACAACGAUCAGCCACGUCCAGAUUAUGGAAUCGAGGUCAUGUACAGGGGAGGGGAUGCCAUUCUCCAUGAAUUCCUGCAAAACAAAGGCCCUUCAAUGCCUAGGCCAGUACUCCGGAGUUCAAAGUGGCAUAUAGAUAGAAAAAUGAAUAGGAAAGUGAAGAUGACAGAGCUUGAUAAAACCAUCCAUGCGGGGUUUGCUGGGUUUGAUCCUUUUGAGAGGUCAACUUAUUUUGGACCAUUCUUCGAUUUGGGGCAGUUUGAAAGGUUUAGGCGGAUUUUUCACCAUUCAACCUAUCGAGUGUUGCUAGGUCACAAAGAGAGAAAGAUCUUAAGCAGUUUGAUGGUGAAGGAGAAUUGGUUCAAGCAGCGGGUUUGGAUACGAGGAAAUCGUCCAGAGGAAGAAGAAAUAUUUCAGUUUACCAUGGUUCAGAGAGUUGGUGGUUCAUGGGAUGGAUAUUGGCUGACAGAGUCUCUACAUCAUGAUGGAGAUGCUUUUGCUGGUGGCUUGGCCUACUAAACGCUCGAACAGCAGUGCAGCUGGGAAUGACAUAAUAAACAUUUUAUAGUCCUAUCAAAUAAGUUCGUUGUUUGUCUACUCAGUCUCUGCAUUAUGUACAUAUAUUAUAGUAAGUUGCGGUCAUGUUUGUCAACCCCUCCAACUGUUGUAAAUUAAAGCUGUAUGUACUGUUAUAUAGGACAAAUGACCAAUUUUCCCCUCUUCA